GGACUAACUUGUAAACUAACCCAAGUCUUGAACCCUCUUCUGAGUUCUGAUCGCUGGGAAAUCUCAAAGAGGGACGAAAUGAAGCUUCAUUUCUCAACCAAAUCGUUUCCCAGAUCACUUACGGUUCGCCAAAUCUACAUUUGUUCAAGGGUUUUAGCUUCACUCUUCUCCACUAAAGCCCAAACCCAACCUUACCGUCCCUCUUCUUCUUCUCCACGAGUUUUAGCAUUGUAUCGUCGGAUUGAACGCGUUAGAGACCCAAAAGCCUCAGUAGCACCAGUGCUCGAGAAAUGGGUCAGUGAAGGAAACACUGUUCAAAAAGAACAGCUUCAGUUUCUUGUUCGGCGCAUGAAGUGUUAUAGGCGCUUCAAUCAUGCUUUAGAGAUAUCACAUUGGAUGACGGAUCGUAGGUACUUGCCAUUAUCACCUAUUGAUACUGCUGUUAGGUUGGACUUGAUCAACAGAAUUUAUGGAUCCGUACAUGCAGAAACUUAUUUCAAGAAACUUUCAGAUAAGUUGAAAACUUACCAUGUCUAUGGUGCUCUUCUCAUCGGCUAUGUGCAAGAAAAUUAUGUUCAGAAAGCGGAAGCUAUUAUGCAGGAAAUGAGAGAGAAGGGAAUGGCAACAUCAUCUUUUCCCUAUAACAUACUUAUCAACCUUUAUGCUAAAACUGGAGACCUUAAGAAAAUCGAUAUAUUGGUACAGCAAAUGGAAACAAGUGGAAUCCCUCAAGAUAAGUACACAAUGAGGAACCUAAUGGCCACUUGUGUUGCUGUGUCUGACAUUUCUGAAAUGGAAAGAAUCUUGAAUCAGAUAGAAGAGAAUCCUCGGCUUGGUCUUGACUGGGAAGUGUAUUCAAUUGCUGCAAGUGGGUAUCUGAAAUUUGGGUCAAUUGACAAAGCUUUGACGAAGUUAAGGAAAAUGGAGGGAAUGAUGAUGACCUCUAAAAGGAAGACAGUAGUGUUUAAUUUUCUUCUGACACAGUAUGCAGAAACUGGUAAAAAAGAUGAGCUUUACCGAGUCUGGAAGACAUACAAGCCGUUAAUAGAAUCAAGAGACACAGCAUUUGGCUGCAUGAUUGCAUCUCUCUCAAAGCUGGAUGAUAUUGAGGGUGCUGAAAAGAUCUUUGAGGAGUGGGAGUCCCAGUGCACCGUUUAUAACUUUCGUAUGCUAAAUAGUCUUCUGAUUGCUUAUUGCAAAAAGGGGCUUUUUGAGAAAGCUGAAGCAGCUGUAGAGAAAGCUGCAGAGGGAAGAACCCCCUAUGCAUCCACCUGGAGCGUAUUGGCAAUGGGGUAUAAAGAAUACAAUCAAAUGUCCAAGGCAGUCGAGAUGUUGAAGAGAGCAUUAAUAUCAAGGAAUGGUUGGAAGCCAAAUCCCACCACUUUGACUGCAUGUUUGAAUUACUUGGAAGCACAAGGAGAUGCUGAAGGAAUGGAGGAAAUUAUAAAGUCAUUAAAGCGCUCGGAACUUCUAACCAGGGAUAUAUAUCAUAGAUUAGUAAGGACUUAUAUUGCUGCUGGAAAAUCAGUCACUGAGGUUCUCGAUCAGAUGAAGAUACAUGAUUUUGUUGCUGAUGAAGAGACACACAAGAUCCUGGAAGCUAAGCCAAGUUUAUAGACUACUAGAACUCCCAGCAUUGAUCUUAAGGAGACCUUGAUCUUACAGAGAACUCCCAGCAUUGAAAACUUUUUUUUUUUGAGAUAGUCUAGAACACCCAGCAAUGAUCUUAAAGAGAACUGUCAGCAUGGAUCUUGUACCUUGAUUUUAAAGGGUGUAAUUAUUAUUUUUUUUUAGAAAGUAAUUAUAAAAAUUUUUAAUUUAGAGUGUAA
Hevea brasiliensis (rubber tree) is the source of this 1829-nucleotide messenger RNA. RefSeq names its product pentatricopeptide repeat-containing protein At2g20710, mitochondrial. The coding region runs from base 79 to 1617 and encodes 512 amino acids. The transcript is spliced from 2 exons. Gene Ontology annotation, molecular function: protein binding. The record is from RefSeq and is a predicted model, not a curated record. Gene Ontology annotation, cellular component: mitochondrion. Lineage: Eukaryota; Viridiplantae; Streptophyta; Magnoliopsida; Malpighiales; Euphorbiaceae.